GAGCGUCACUUGAAAGAGAUUGCCGAGGCUUUUCUUUUCCCUCACGUGUCUCAUUAUGCAUCAUGUCUUAUACUGUAGCUUUUCACUUGCUUGAAGUGGAUAUACAAUUUUUUUGUUCUGAUUCGUAGGACGGGUAUGUUGUUGUUUUUAUUCGUAGGACAUGGAGUCUACAGUUGAGACCAUGAUGCAGCAGCUUUUGUCAAAGGAAAUUAUUCAUGAACCCAUGAAAGAAAUUGAAGAUAGAUAUCCUAAGUGGUUGGAGGACAACAAAAUCAAGUUGACCACUGAAGAAUAUGAACGUUACAAACAUCAGUACGAACUUAUAAGAGAUCUGAACAAAGUUUAUGAGACUGAACCUAGCAACUUCAACAAAAUUGUAGAACUUAUGCAGAAAAUGCAAGAAUGUGGCCAACUGCCAAAUGAUAUUUUUCAUGAGCUUGCUCCGUACUUUGAUAUAUCUUCUCUUGGACAACUGUGAUUUUGUGCAUAUCGAGUUAACUUCAUACUGAUAACUCAAAGGCUGUUAACGUUAGGAGUAUCUUGUCAUUUUUCUUGACUUCACUUGUAGAGAGCAAGCCUGCUAAGGUUUUUGGCAUUUGCAUUGUUUGCCCAAAAUAUUUUGUUCUGUAGUUCAAAAUUCAACACAAGUACAGUUUAACACCGAGCUGAAUAGAGUCUGAAUAUGAAUCCUCAGUAGAGAUGCCUCCUAAUCAUUUAAUAUUCAGAGGGAUUUCACAGUUUGGUUGUGUUUACUCUGGUGUUGUGGUUUAUAGAAGCACGAAAAUAUUUUUCUUUUAGAGUUUGAGGUUUAGUUAUUGUGUGAAUGACCUUACUAAGUGAUACAAGAACUAACCUAGAACUAGCACAAAAACAUGAGA
Capsicum annuum is the source of this 878-nucleotide messenger RNA. RefSeq names its product peroxisome biogenesis protein 19-2-like. NCBI's taxonomy places the organism in Eukaryota, Viridiplantae, Streptophyta, Magnoliopsida, Solanales, Solanaceae. Gene Ontology annotation, cellular component: peroxisomal membrane; peroxisome. The transcript has a single exon. The coding region runs from base 161 to 478 and encodes 105 amino acids. Gene Ontology annotation, biological process: protein import into peroxisome membrane. The record is from RefSeq and is a predicted model, not a curated record.